CAUUUUUCUAGCCUAGAAUUUCCAUGUCGCCGGAGUCGGCAUUUUAUUUUGUCCUUGUAGUUUCGCGAAUUUUUCACUCAAGCUUUUGACCGACGAACCGUAAAACAAAAGGGUGGAGUAUUCGCGUGCGUCACUCAAAUGAAAUUAUUAAACACCCCAAUUAUCCUACACAUUCGAGGCAUUUUUCCGCGGCCUUGAGAAUAGACGACUCGGUUUAGUAUCGAUGUCUCCAGAUCACCAUGGUACCUGAAACAUCCGAAGCGCCAACAAAGACUGAGUACCGGGAGAACUCUAAUUGGCACUGGACAUUAUUUUUUGAUAUUUAUUUCGUUCUCUCGUUUAUUUGUUUGGUGACUGAUUGCGUGCUCAUCACAGUCAUAGCCAAAUACAGAAGGUUGCGCAAUCGAAAAUCCAACAUGCUCAUCCUUCACUGGACAAUUUGUGACAUGACGUUCCAGGCACUACAUCCAGUGAUCUUUCGUCUGGCUUCUAAAAGCAACGUCCAAUCCUGGUACCACGUAAUGGUUUGCGUCAUGGAGGAGUUUUGCUACAUGUUGUUGAUAGUUCAAGUGCUGUUCGUUGUUUUGCUCACGUUCUAUUGGUACUACGAAAUUCACGAUCCCACUAAGUUAGUUAAAUUUAACAGCUACAUGACUCAUUGGAUCAUAUUCGUGUAUUGUUUUGGUCUGUUUUUGCUGGGCAUCCACAUAGGGAAUUGUGCGACACAUUUUUUCACCGGGCAUAUGGGUAUUAUGUUUUCAAUUCUAGGAUUUUUGGUUUAUUUUUUGUUUACGCUUAUCAUGAAUACGGUUAGUUUGGUUAAACGGAAAUUGAACAGGAGCACAUCUAACCCAUUUGGUAAUAUUAAUUUUAUUUUGAGCAACUUUUUCUUUUUCUGUAAGUUUUCUGUGUUGGUGGCAACUCUUGUUUCUUCCAUAUUUCAAUUCCAUUCUAUAGGUGUUAUGCUUGCGGUAUUGUUUGCAGUUUCCAAUUCCAUAUUUAACUUAAACAUUCUGUAUAUAUAUGAUGACGAUUAUAAAAUUUUCCUUACAAAUAUUCUUACCUGGAAGUGUGCCCGGUAUAAUGAUGAAUUUGUUAAUGAACCAGUAACUUUUGCAAAUAGAGAUGGCGAAUCUCGUAUUUAAUAUGUAUUAAAUAUAUGUUACUAUACAUAUAUGACUUAUAUUCUAUAGACUGAUUAAUGUACCUUUUGUUUAUUUUUAUACUUUUUUAUUAUUAACAAUAAAAUAUUUUAAACUUGAACAUAAUGUUUGAUUUACACAAUAUUAAAUAAGACAAAUAUAUUCUCCAUAAUUUUCCAUAAGUAUUUUACGUUUACGAAUAAAAUAAAUUAAUAAUAAUAAUUUCGAAUGUUUAUUCCAGAACAUAAAAAAACAGUACAAGAAUUUUUCA
This is a messenger RNA of Aethina tumida (small hive beetle), 1413 nucleotides long. RefSeq lists its product as uncharacterized. The coding region runs from base 240 to 1145 and encodes 301 amino acids. The transcript is spliced from 2 exons. Lineage: Eukaryota; Metazoa; Arthropoda; Insecta; Coleoptera; Nitidulidae. Gene Ontology annotation, molecular function: peptide binding; G protein-coupled receptor activity. Gene Ontology annotation, cellular component: neuron projection. The record is from RefSeq and is a predicted model, not a curated record.